UUUGCGGAAAAAGAGGGAUUUUAAUUUGUUUGUGGUUGUGCACCAUCUUACAAAUACACACAUUCAUUCAGAUUUGGCUCCUAGUGACAAACUAUGACGUGUAUGUUAGUUAAAGAGAUAUAUAAGCUCUUUAGUUUCAGACUUCAUCGCCCUCUUUCUUCCUCUUUUUGUUGUAACUCAAGGGUUGCUGUUUUUUUCCUCGUGACAUGAUUUGAUUUCCACCUUCACUCAAGUUUCAAUUGGGAAUCUGAUGUAGGCUUUGGAGGUUCUUCUACUUCCCAGGAUGCUUUCAAUUUAUCAAUUAUACCACACCAGAGGAUUCCAGUGAUUGAGUGAGUGGAUAUGAAUAUGGAAGGACCUUAUGAUUUAUCAUGCAAUGGAGAAGCUGGUAACAAAAGCCUUCAGAUCAUUAAAUACUCUCCUUAUAAACCCUGCACCAUGAUAUCAUCAUCACCUUGGUUUGAUCUAAGAGUGUUUUAUGUGAGAGUGUGUGGCAUUCAGGUUGAUGAAUCCACCCCAGAGUUUCUCUCUCUCAAUCAUAUUCCUCUUAGUCCUGAUACCCUUUUAGAGGUGAACGGUGUUAGGAGAAGCAUUUACUCUGAUGGAGAAGAGUCUUCAGUUCUGAGAAGGGAUAGAGUGGAUAAGAAAUCCGAGGAAGCUACCUUUGUGAACACUGAUAGUAUACGUUUUACCGGGAGCAUGAAAUUUGAGGUUUAUGAUAAAGAGCAUUGCAUUCUCUCUGGGGUUCUGGAGAUGUCUAAUAGCAAUGGUUUUGUUGGUGGAUCAAGAAGUUGUGUGAAGAGAUGGAGUAUGAUUUGUCAAACAGAAAUGUCACCUGGUUGUGGCUUUUUCAAGAGGAAACAUGUUGCUGUGCCCGAAUUACCUUGUCCUGAAAUUGAGGUUUAUGUUGCUGGUUGCUUCUCAGGAACACCUAUUAUCUUAACUAAGACACUGCAACUCAAUUGCCGGAAGAAGCAUAACAGGAAAUGCGCCUUGGAUUCCAUUCCAGAAUAUGAAACAACUGAGUGCCAGAAAGAUGUUUCUGAUCAUGGACUUGAUUUGCAGUGGGGAGGAUUGCUAAGCUUUCUCCGGAUGAGUUGGCAAAAAAAAAGAGGCAAAAAUACCAUUUUCAUCUCGUCUUCUUUUUUUUUUUUUCAAUUUGGUCUCUAAGUUUUAAAGAUUCACUUUGAUACUUUAAAGUGUUUGCUAGACUAAAUUGAUCUUUCUAUCAGUUUACCACACUAAUUUGAUCAAUGUAGUGACACAUGGCAAACUAUAAGAGAUGCCACAUCAUAAGGGCAUUUCCCUCAUCAACAAAAAUUAACAUCACUGAUACAUAAAAUUGACAAAAGGACUUAAGUUCAACUGGGACAUUUGAGGGACCAAAAUAAAACUUUUUCAACUUAUGAGAUCCUACUAAAACCAAAAAUAAGAUGAGAGACUAAGAUUAAUUUAGCAAAAAACAUGAUGUCUUUUUUUAUAAUGACUCAUUUUGAACUAAUAUUCCAUCUUCUUUUCCAACCUCAUUUUUAUACAUCUACAUGGUUGGAGUUUCUAAAUUGGAUUGAAAAAAAAGAUUGUCAAAUUACACUGAAACAUUUGGUCUUCCCUUUCUUUUAUGACACAAACAUAUUAAUUCUGAGUAUCGGCAUUCAGAGCUAGAUUUUUCAUUAACGGUUUCAUCUUCUUUGCAACAUUUACUUGGGGAAGUAUACAUGCAUUGCUCUAUGCCUUGAUUUUCUUUGGAUGUAGUAAUAAUUUCAUUUGAACAGAUCUUUUGAUAUAUGUUUGCUAAUUUGAUUGUGCCAUGAGAAUUAUUUUCCCCCUAAUUUGCCCUGGUAUUGCAUCUCAAUUUCAUAGCUAGUGAUAAUAAAUUAUGGCAGUGAAAUUUCGAUGUAUUUAAGAUUAUUAGUAUGUGUUUUUGUCUA
Molecule: messenger RNA, 1928 nt
Organism: Glycine soja
Lineage: Eukaryota; Viridiplantae; Streptophyta; Magnoliopsida; Fabales; Fabaceae
Exons: 3
Coding region: 343-1170 (275 amino acids)
Molecular function (GO): phosphoglycerate dehydrogenase activity
Source: RefSeq, a predicted model, not a curated record